AUGCAACGGUUUUCAGCAACAGCCGACUUUGACGCCAUUUUUCAGGCGUUUCAGGAAGAUGGCGGAGUGAUUCUCUCAGGGUUUCUCAGUACAUCCGAGGUUGCAAGUUUCAAUCACGAGAUCCAGCCUGUGAUGGACAAGCUCUAUUCCAGAGAAACCAAUGGUGACGACAAAGCCGUGGAAAUAAUGGGCGACAACAGGACGAAACGGUUCAACAGCCCGGUCUGCGAGAGCGAAACAUUUCGGCGUACGAUCAUAGAGAAAGAUAUCCUGUAUAAAAUGUCCGAGGCAGCCUUGAAUCAGCACCGUGGAGCAGGGUACUGGCUGAGCAGUACACAGGUGAUUGAGCUGGAGCCAGGUGCUCCAGCUCAAUUUCUCCAUCGGGACCAGGAGAUGAUCAGGUUCUGGAAUUCCAUGGGCCCUUCCGCACCAGAGGCCAUGAUCAAUUGCUUCGUCGCUAUGACUCCUUUCACCGAGGCCAACGGCGCGACACGCCUUGUCCUAGGAAGUCACCGGUGGCCGAAGUUUGUUGGGUGUAGAGAACCCGGUUUCCAAGGAUACGAAGGAGUGAAAUCGGUACCUCUGGAAAUGGAAACCGGGGACUGUUUCUUCAUGUCGUCCAAGUUACUGCACGGGGGCGGUCAUAACUCGACUACCAUGGAGAAACGCCGUGGGUUGGCCAUUGCGUUGAUCCGGCAUGACUUGGUGCCAUAUCAAGCAUAUGCUGUGACAACCCCGCUUGAUAUCGUCUCUUCUUUGUCCUUUAGGGCUCAGGGCUUGUAUGGUUUCCGCAGUCCCCAUUGGCCUGAAGAUAACUGGUGUUAUAGCUCAUGGGCAGCCGAUGAGGUUGAUGUUGGCACGCGUAUGGGCCUUGCAACGGAUCAUAUCAAGGCUUAA
This is a messenger RNA of Penicillium nucicola, 897 nucleotides long. Its product is annotated as phytanoyl-CoA dioxygenase family protein. Lineage: Eukaryota; Fungi; Ascomycota; Eurotiomycetes; Eurotiales; Aspergillaceae. The record is from RefSeq and is a predicted model, not a curated record. The transcript has a single exon. Bases 1 to 897 code for a protein of 298 amino acids.